Mesoplodon densirostris (Blainville's beaked whale) is the source of this 322-nucleotide messenger RNA. RefSeq names its product cytochrome c-like. Lineage: Eukaryota; Metazoa; Chordata; Mammalia; Artiodactyla; Ziphiidae. Gene Ontology annotation, cellular component: mitochondrial intermembrane space. The record is from RefSeq and is a predicted model, not a curated record. Gene Ontology annotation, biological process: mitochondrial electron transport, ubiquinol to cytochrome c; mitochondrial electron transport, cytochrome c to oxygen. The coding region runs from base 1 to 318 and encodes 105 amino acids. Gene Ontology annotation, molecular function: heme binding; electron transfer activity. The transcript has a single exon.
AUGGGUGAUGUUGGGAAGGGCAAGAAGAUUUUUGUUCACAAGUGUGCCCAGUGCCAUACUGUGGAAAAGGGAGGCAAGCACAAGACUGGACCAAAUCUCCAUGGUCUGUUUGGGCGAAAGACAGGUCAGGCUGUCGGAUUCACUUACACAGAUGCCAACAAGAACAAAGGCAUCACCUGGGGAGAGGAGACGCUGAUGGAGUAUUUGGAGAAUCCCAAGAAGUACAUCCCUGGAACAAAAAUGAUCUUCGCUGGCAUUAAGAAGAAGGGAGAAAGGGGAGACUUGAUAGCUUAUCUCAAAAAAGCUACUAAUGACUAAUAGU